AUGCGGCCUCCACCUAGUCCACCGCCACCGGCGUCGAGCGGCCGAUCCAACGAUGGGCACGGCGUCCGCAGAACCUCGUACGUAUCGCCUCAGGAAAUGGCCGAGAUGGCGAGUGCCGCGACACCACCCCAGGUGUCGCGCGGCGCCCGACACGAGCCCCGCAUGCGUCCCACGCGGCCGCGCGCGCUCGCCCCCCCGCGCAUCCCCACGCGCGCCCCUCCUGCUAUAAACCCAGCUCCCUCAUGCCCUCGUCCAUCUCAUUCGUAGUACCAGUAGUGGCAGUAGCGCUCUUGGGCAUCUUGCGCGCGCGGUAGCUAUCUUGCUCUGCUUGCCUGCCAUGGCCGAUCAGCACCGGGGCGGGAUGGGGGUUGGCGGCGGGGGCUACGGCGACCUGCACCGCGGCGUCGGCGAGACGCAGCAGAGGCAGGGCGCCAUGAUGACGGCCCUGAAGGCGGCGACGGCCGCGACCGCCGGCGGGUCGAUGCUGGUGCUGUCCGGGCUGAUCCUGGCCGGCACCGUGAUCGCGCUCACCGUGGCGACCCCGGUGCUGGUGAUCUUCAGCCCGGUGCUGGUGCCGGCGGCCAUCGCGCUGGCGCUCAUGGCGGCCGGGUUCGUGACCUCCGGCGGCCUCGGCGUGGCCGCGCUGUCCGUGUUCUCGUGGAUGUACAAGUACCUGACGGGCAAGCACCCGCCGGGCGCCGACCAGCUGGACCACGCCAAGGCGCGGCUGGCGUCCAAGGCCCGCGACAUCAAGGAUGCGGCGCAGCAGCGCAUCGACCAGGCCCAGGGGUCUUGAAAAGCAUAAUAUGCAAGCGGAUCGCGCGUGUCAUGCGUGUCCGGUGCGGGGCGAAGGCGGCAGCGCACGACCGCCGCGCCGCGCCGCGGCAUGGGCCUACGGCAGCCGCCGUAGCGUCUGGGGUCGCCGCGCUAGCUGGCUAGUCGU
Molecule: messenger RNA, 943 nt
Organism: Panicum hallii
Lineage: Eukaryota; Viridiplantae; Streptophyta; Magnoliopsida; Poales; Poaceae
Product: oleosin Zm-I
Exons: 1
Coding region: 338-796 (152 amino acids)
Biological process (GO): lipid storage
Cellular component (GO): membrane; monolayer-surrounded lipid storage body
Source: RefSeq, a predicted model, not a curated record